Messenger RNA from Fusarium sp. VM40, 1731 nucleotides. Lineage: Eukaryota; Fungi; Ascomycota; Sordariomycetes; Hypocreales; Nectriaceae. The record is from the annotation of a GenBank genome assembly.
AUGCCCUGCUUCAAGGGCAUUGCGGUCAGCAUUCAUGCGAAUUCUGCCCCGCUGCCAGAGCAUGGCAUGCAGAAACAAUCUCGUCUCUCGCGGAUCAGUACCUACAUUCCUGUGCCCCAACCUCAGCUCGCCGAGUCAAACAAGCCCGAGCCUGCGAAAUUCGCCAUCUCCAUUACCCUCCUCACCCCUGGCUUGCCUAUCCCAUACUCGACCCCGAAACCUAGUGAUGACAACCCUUACCCGAAACCCCAAUUUGUUGGCGGUCUAGGGGAACGGGGCAAGUCUUCUGGCGCCGUGAGCCCUUACAUUCCCAUGACCAACUCCGAGAAUGAGACUAUCGCUGCCUAUAUCUAUUUCGAUGGCAGAGCCAAAGAGGAAGUUGCAACCCUCCUGCGACCGGGUGAAGAAACCUGGGUAAACAGCCGUUGGGUGCAAGUUCCAGACUCUGAGGGCGGCGGUCUGGCCGAGCGCGAGUUCUUGUUCCGCGAGGUCGGCUUGGAACGCUGGCUUAAUGGCCUGGAUCUAAAGGGGCAUGAUGCCGCCGAGAAGACAGAGAAGCGUCGCCAGAAGUUUGAGAAGCGCCGACGACGACAACAAGCCCUCGAAGGAAACGCCAGUCUUGACGUGGACCAGGGUUCUCCAGGCCGCAGGAGUACGCUACGCUAUGGCGCUGACGACAAGUCCCCCAUUGAGGCUGUUGCGGACGAUUCCGACUCUUGGUCCGACGAUGACGAUGAACCUCCUGAGGCGACUGGGCAAAUCAAAGUGGCUAUGUUCCGCGUACUUGCCUCUGGCGAAAUCAAGAAGGGCGAAUACUCCCCCCAAUUUGAUGCCCACGAUGGCGACGAAGACGACAUGGGCUCCAAGGAAGGCAAUGGUAUCGAUGCUGACGUUGAACACACGACGAGCUUUGCUAAGCCCAAGACCCUUGAUCCCAAGACUAUUAGCACACAGACGGUCACAGGUAUCGACGGGCCAGACAAGCCUUACGCUGUCUUCACCUUCUUCUACCGAGGAGAGCGGCAAUUGCAAAAGAUUGGCGUUCUACAAUCGUCGAAGAACCCCCAAACAACACCCGCUUCCGUCAAGCGUAGGUCAGGCCAAAUCGACUUUUCCAACUUGGGGCCUCUCAAAACAGGUGGUACCGUUGGAUUCUCCACAUUCCGCGACCAGGCUACCGAGGCCUCAAGAAGACGCAAGGCUAGAAAGAAGAGCAAUGGCAACAUUGCUGACGACAGCGACGAUGACGACGACGAAGAAGACGGAAACCUGGGCAAGAUGGAGGAGGUAUAUGAUAAGGACGUAAACACCAAACUUGCACCAGAAGAUGCCAAGUUUCAGGGCGAACUUGCUGACGGCGUGGAUCGUAUUCACCUUAAGAGGGCGCAUUCCGCAGAUCCAGAUAGCGUCGCCGCAUCAGAAGCAUCACAAACCCCGAAUGCCGGUAGCACAUCCACGUCACAAGCACCCACGGCGGCAGGAUCCCCUCCCAACAACUUUCUUUCAAACUCUGCAGGUCUUGACACACCUAGCAAGUCAACCUUCCAGAGCCCGCUUAAGAAAUAUCGACCCAGUGUCGAUUACUCAGUCGAGGGCUUUAGCUUGGGCUCGGGCUCAGGGUUGAAAACAGAGGUGGACGCAGGCACUUCUGGCGGCUCCGGCUCCGGCUCUAGAACACCUUCCAAUGUCGAGGUGCAGAAGCCCAAGGCCAAUGAUGAAGAAGAGCUAUGA